AUGGCAGCCGCAGCCGCAGUAACGGCUUCUGUGAAUAAUUCGACUACAACAGCCAAUGCACCUACUAAUACGGUAACUGCAGUAACUGCUGCAAUUACAAACAGGUUCGCGACCAAUGGCACGACGACUGUUAGCGAUCCUAUUACAAAUGACGAUAACACCAUAUCAACAUCAAUAAAUAAUUACGGCAGUAUUCCACCCCCACAAACUAUGAUGACAACUUUUAGUUCGAAAACAAUUUCAACUACUCCUAAACGAUAUAAAUGUGAGAUUUGUCAAAAACGGUUUACAAGGCCAAGUUCACUACAAACUCAUAUGUAUAGUCAUACCGGCGAAAAACCUUUCAAAUGUCCAAUUGAAGGAUGUGGUCGACAUUUCUCGGUAGUUAAUCCAAAAGGUAAAACAAUCUUAAAUGGAGAGAAAGAACGACAAGGAGAUUUUAUAUUUACGGCAAAUUAUGUAGGAGAAUAUUCAUUUUGUUUUGCUAAUGAUAUGUCAACAUUUGCAGAAAAGCUUGUUGAUUUUGAGAUCACAGUUGAGAUGAACAGGCUUGGAAAAAGAACUGAUUUUAUAUAA
Molecule: messenger RNA, 576 nt
Organism: Entrophospora sp. SA101
Lineage: Eukaryota; Fungi; Glomeromycota; Glomeromycetes; Entrophosporales; Entrophosporaceae
Source: the annotation of a GenBank genome assembly